AAAACUGGAAAAACACGCACGCCUCCCCUCCCUCCCAUCUCCUCCAUGCUCUCUCGUCUCUACCCAAUCCUCCGCCAUAACCUCUCUACAGAAGCGCGUGAAAUGACACGCGCCUCUCUCUACCACCACGCCCGUCUCCUCCAUCCUCAAUUCCUACGUCCUUCUCCGAGAAUCACCCUCGUAACCGCACCGAAUCGUCUCAAUGUCACUUCCUCACUAUCCUCCUCCCCGAACUUCCCUUCCACACUCCACCGGAGGUUCCACGCCCUACGCAAUCUCGUCGGAGGAGAAUGGAAGCUUCCAAAGCCGGCAGGUCGCGUCUUCGCGGAGAGGAGAGAGUACAGGAAGAUGAGGAAGAGAGCUCCUAAGAGGAAACAAGAACUCGAGCUUAGCGUUAGUAUCUGCAUCGAAGAGAAUCUUCCCGAUGAUAACGAGAUUCAGAAUAUUGCGGAGAUGCUUCGUCUCAAUGUUCCAAUGGCAAUGAAGCUGGCGUUCAACGGUUUGAAAGAUUCCAAGUAUAAAACGAGAGAGACUGAUAUAGAAGACGUUGGUGGAUUUGAAACCGUUGAGUUAUCUGUGAUGCUUUGCAACGAUGAGUUUAUCUGUAAAUUGAACAAAGAGUGGAGAGGGGAAGAUCAUCCUACUGAUGUGCUUUCCAUGUCACAGCAUGUCCCUGAACUUAAGCUUCCUGUUCUUAUGAUGGGAGAUAUCGUCAUUUCUGUUGAGACUGCUGCAAGGCAGGCUGCUGAGAGAGGUCACUCUCUUCUUGAUGAGAUUCGCAUUCUUGUGAUACAUGGGAUGUUACACCUACUGGGGUUUGAUCAUGAGAUCAGCGACGAGGCUGAGAAAGAAAUGGAGGAAGAAGAGGAGUUGCUGCUAAAGAGCCUUGGGUGGAAAGGGAAAGGACUCAUUCAGAGUGCUUAUGACAUUGAGAAAACAGCUAAACCUCACCUGGAGAAAGCAGAUGACAGGAAGAAAGGGGACGGCCUAAGAUUCUACAGACCCAAGUUCUCCUAUAUUUUCUGUGAUAUGGAUGGCACACUGCUUAACAGCAAAAGUCAGAUUUCAGAAGCUAAUGCGAAAGCUUUAAAAGAAGCCACAUUGAGAGGACUUAAAGUCGUGAUAGCUACGGGGAAGUCCCGCCCAGGUGCGAUGAAAAUCUUGAAAAUGGCUGAUCUAGCUGGACGCGAUGGCAUUGUUUCAGAGUCCUCUCCAGGCGUAUUUGUUCAGGGAUUACUUGUUUAUGGUAGGCAGGGGAAAGAAGUGUAUAGAGGAAAUUUGGACCGAGAUGUCUGCAGAGAGACGUGUCUUUAUUCUCUGGAGCAUGGGAUUCCUCUCAUUGCAUUUAGCCAGGAUCGCUGCUUGACAUUGUUUGACCAUCCUCUUGUCGACUCUCUUCACACAACUUACAAUGAACCAAAGGCCGAGAUCAUAUCGUCGGUUGAUCAAUUUAUAGCUGAAGCUGACAUUCAGAAAGUGAUAUUUAUGGACACCACCGAGGGGGUCUCAUCUGUUAUCCGUCCGUAUUGGUCAGAAGCAACGGGAGACCGUGCCAGUGUCGUUCAAGCUCAAUCAGACAUGUUAGAAAUCGUCCCACCCGGAACCUCCAAAGGCAACGGUGUAAAAAUGCUACUCAAUCAUUUGGGCGUUUCACCGAAUGAGAUAAUGGCGAUAGGGGACGGGGAAAACGACAUAGAGAUGCUGGAACUAGCGUCGUGGGGAGUCGCUAUGAGCAACGGUGCAGAAAAGACAAAGGCCGUGGCUGAUGUGAUCGGUGUGAGCAAUGACGAAGACGGUGUUGCUGAUGCCAUUUACCGAUACGCCUUCUGAGUCAACGCUACCACAAUUUCACAACUCGACUCCAGCUUUACAACAAGAUAUGCCAUUGUUGAGGUUAAGUAGACAUUAUUCUUCUUAGAGAUAAAAGAAAACAUUUGUUCAAUUCUUAUAUCAUCCACCUUUUGAAGGAAAAUGAUUUAUGGCAGACUUGUUAGAUCAAGCAACUUAUUAAAUC
Messenger RNA from Eruca vesicaria subsp. sativa (arugula), 2014 nucleotides. The record is from the annotation of a GenBank genome assembly. NCBI's taxonomy places the organism in Eukaryota, Viridiplantae, Streptophyta, Magnoliopsida, Brassicales, Brassicaceae.